Messenger RNA from Pediculus humanus corporis (human body louse), 2466 nucleotides. RefSeq names its product vacuolar protein sorting, putative. The record is from RefSeq and is a predicted model, not a curated record. The transcript has 11 exons. NCBI's taxonomy places the organism in Eukaryota, Metazoa, Arthropoda, Insecta, Psocodea, Pediculidae. Gene Ontology annotation, biological process: endosomal transport; intracellular protein transport; vacuole fusion, non-autophagic. Gene Ontology annotation, cellular component: lysosomal membrane; endosome; cytoplasm. Gene Ontology annotation, molecular function: actin binding. Bases 1 to 2466 code for a protein of 821 amino acids.
AUGUCUAGCUUAAUAACAGGAGAUUGGGUUUCUCUGGAAAAUGAUGUUUACUUUAGGAAAUUUGAAGUAUAUCAAAUGGAAUGGUCACACGACAUUGAUAUUGAUAAUAUUGUCGUAAGUGCCGCUCCCUACGGAGGACCCAUCGCCAUAAUGCGUGAUAGAAAAAAAUUAGUUAAAGUUCAAGUUACCGGAAAGCCUUUAAUUCAAAUAUUUUCUUCUCCAGGGAAUAUUAUCUCAUCCAUUGUGUGGAACAGUGGAGCACUCAUACAAAUAGGAUGGUCUUCCGAUGAAGAAUUAUUAUGUUUAAAGGAUGAUGGUACGGUUCUUGUUUACGACAUGUUUGGUAACAGACAGGGUUUAUUUUCAAUGGGAGAAGAAAUCAGCGUGACGAAAAUAAUUGAAGCAAAAAUUUUUCCCAGUUUCAGUGGGACUGGCAUAGCAGUUUUAACAAGCAAAUUCAGAGUUUUUUUAAUUAAUUCAGUUAAAGAUCCGAAAGUAAAACAAUUUCCUCAAAUACCAAAUUCUUCCGAACCUUUAAACGGAUGGGAAAUAGUUUCGGAAAGGGAAACCAGUGUGAUCAUAUCGAAAGGCAGAGAACUUUUUUUACUUAAGCAGGGAAUUAAUCCGAUUAGAAUGGAACCAAAUUUUCAAGAAAAUUACAAAGGAAUCAUCGAUAUGUGCGUUUCAUUGGAUAAUAAACAUUUGGCUCUCUUAUCGGAUUCAAUGAUGCUGUGGUUGGGAUCUUCAGAUUUGGAAAAAAAGUAUUGCGAAGUUAACACUAAUUGCACUUGUAGACCUAAACAAAUUGUUUGGUGCAGUGCAGAUGCUGUUAUAAUUAAUGCUGGUAAUCAGUUGGUCAUAGUCGAAAGAGGAGGUGCUCAGAGUAGCUUUUUUACCACACCAGUACAUUUAGUUACCGAAAUUGAUGGCGUUAGAAUAUUAAGUUCGAGCAUGCAUGAAAUGAUACAAAAAGUGCCUCAAGUGACUAAAGAAAUAUUUGGUAUCAAUUCGACGGAACCUGGAAGUUAUUUAUUAGAAGCUAGUAAGCAGUACGAGAGAAAAAGUCACACUUCGUACGAAUACAUUGAUUUAGUGAGCGAUAAUUUGGAGAAAGCAGUCGAUCAAUGCGUCAAAGCAGCAGGUUUUGAAUUUGAUCCGGAUGUGCAAAAAAUGCUUUUAAAAGCGGCAAAAUUUGGGAAAACGAUUGCACCGGAUAUACCGUCAGAGCCAUAUGUUAAAAUGUGUCGAAUUCUCAGGGUUCUCAACGGCGUGAGAAAUAAAAAAAUCGGAAUUCCGCUCACUUAUUCCCAAUUGCACAAUCUCUCUUUAAGAAUUCUCUUGGAUAGACUAGUGGCCAGACGUCAGUAUAAAUGGGCGAUAGAAGUCGCAAAAUAUUUAAGAUUACCCGAAGAAGAAGGUUCGAGUCGGAUUUUGGCUCACUGGGCUUGCUACAAAGUCAAACAAACGCAUUUGGAUCAAGAGCAAGUGGCAAUAGAAAUGGCUGAAAAACUCGGGUACGCUCCCGGAGUUUCUUAUAGUAUCAUCGCGAGCAAAGCCGUUGAUGCUGGCAGGACUCAGUUGGCAAUCAAACUUUUAGAUUACGAACCUCAGGCUGCUCUUCAAGUUCCUCUACUGUUAAGACUCGGCCAACAGAAACCGGCUUUGAUAAGAGCAUUGGAUUCGGGAAACACGGAUCUCAUACACACGGUUAUAUUAAAAAUGAGAGAAACUAUGCAAUUGGCGGAUUUUCAAAUGACGAUAAGAGCUUUUCCGGUGGCUCAAAGUUUAUAUUUGAAAUAUUGCAGGGAAAACACUCCGGAAACUCUUCGCGAUAUUUACAGUCAAGAAGAUGAUUAUUUGUCACAAGCGGCUUACGCAUCUCUCACUUCGGCAAUAGAUUGUUGCGUGAAAGCGAAAAAUGAUUUUUUAAGCAACACGUGCAAGGAACAACAGAAAUUGUUAAACUAUCAGAAAAAUCUAGAAGAGAAAUUUCACAGGGAUUUCGUUGGUUCGAGUUUACACGACACUCUUCACCUUCUUUUAACUCUAUCCGAAAUAAAAUUGGCGGAAAAAUUAAGGUCGGAAUACAAAGUUCCGGAUCGAAGGUUUUGGUGGCUCAGGUUGAUGACAAUGGCCGAACUCGGCGACUGGGACGAAAUGGAAAAAUUUUCUAAAAAUAAAUCGCCCAUCGGUUACGAGCCUUUCGUAGAAAUUUGUUUGAAACACGACAACAAAAUGGAAGCUAAAAAAUACGUAGCGAAAGUAUCGAACGAAACGAAAGUGAAAUAUUACGUUAAGUUAUCAAUGUUCGAACAAGCCGUUCAAUUCGCGUUCGAACAAAAGGAUUUGGAUGCGUUGUUGUACGUGAAAAACAAUUGCGGAAAUGGCGACGAAUCCCUUUUGGAAAAAUUAAAUUCGUACAUUGGACAAUUGAGUAAAAGGACGAAAUUGUUUUGGUCGAAUUGA